Molecule: messenger RNA, 1176 nt
Organism: Durusdinium trenchii
Lineage: Eukaryota; Dinophyceae; Suessiales; Symbiodiniaceae
Source: the annotation of a GenBank genome assembly
AUGGCCACGUCGAAGUCCUCCGGAUCCGCUUCGCCCGCUUCGUCCUCUUCGUCCUCUUCAUCAAGCCAUGAGGAGGAAAAACCAUCUGUGACUUUGGGCAACAGCGACACUUCCACAGAGGCUGAGAAUGCACCAGCUAAAGCGAGGGCAUAUGCUGGUAUGUUUACUUGGCCAUGUCCGCGGCAUUUUUUCCAAGACUUGGAAGAUCGACGAGCAGCAAAGGUCCUUAAGCCUUGUGAUGUUUCCAAGGAGAAACUGUUGGAGGCCUUCACAAAAGCGCUGAAGAGCAAAGGUUACUUGCACAAUCUUGUGAAGGCUGCCGUGGCGGAUGAACCGCACAAGCAUUACCAGCCCGAUGGUGCUUCUCGGGAAAGACACAAACACCUCAUCUUUCUGUUUCGAGCUCCGUUUGUGCACGCUGGCGUUCGCAAGCUGUUGGCCGAAGAGUUUGAGUACCAUGGAUUCUUCACAUUUCAUCGCGCGGGCUGGUGCGCCUAUCUGGAUUACCUGAUGAUGGAGAGCGCAAAGAAACCAGCGCAUGAUUUAGACCGUGACCUUGUGUUUUAUCCGUCAAGUUACACCAAGCAGAAAGCUGAUGGCGAGCUUGCAGGGAUGUCCUCGCAGGUGGCUGGCAGAAAGAAGAAUGAGGGGCUGCAGAAAGGUCCGUCGGAGGCCUUGCAGAAACGACGCCGGCGCAUGUCUUUUAGCGAGCUUACAGACUUUGUUGUCGAAAGGAAGAUUUCAACAGUGGCAGAGCUAUGGAAGGCCUGGCACACAUACAAUCUGGAGACUGCCGCCAAAGAGGAAAAGAUGCGUGGCAACUCUUUGAUUUGGGACCAUGUGGGGCAGCUUCGGGAUCCAGCUGCGGAAGUGCAGAAAAUCUUGGCUGCGUGGCACCGACCUGAAACCUUGGGGGCUUCAACUCUUAUCACCUCACCACGCUUUCCUUUGGAGCACUUUGAUGUACCUCCACGGGUCCUGCAGUGGAAGGAGACCCAAUCCCUCACCCAUACCUUAAUCCUGCGUGGUCCGGGAAGACUGAAAUGGCUAUAUCCGUGCUUUUGUCCACAUGCCGCGCUGGCAUCCACUUUGUCAGCAAGCUUGAUCAGAUGCAUAAGAUCACCGUGCACCCAGGUGAGGGACUUGUUGUCGAUGAGGCUUGUUUCAGGACAGUGA